Molecule: messenger RNA, 1930 nt
Organism: Medicago truncatula (barrel medic)
Lineage: Eukaryota; Viridiplantae; Streptophyta; Magnoliopsida; Fabales; Fabaceae
Product: E3 ubiquitin-protein ligase APD2
Exons: 10
Coding region: 197-1540 (447 amino acids)
Biological process (GO): protein ubiquitination; cell cycle
Cellular component (GO): plant-type vacuole membrane; endosome
Molecular function (GO): ubiquitin protein ligase activity
Source: RefSeq, a predicted model, not a curated record
AACUGAACUAACUACCAGCAGUUAGUUGAGUUGAGUUCUCAUUCCGAAGCCAACAACCAUUCUAAGCUCUAACUAACAAACUCGCAGUUGAGUUGAAUUGAACAAACACCACUAAGCUUCCCUUCACUUCAAUGAACCACCUUCUUCGUCCACACACAAGUUUCUCUCUCUUACUUCUUCUCUUUCUCUCUCUAGAAUGGAAGAACCGAAUUCCGCCACCGUAACUUCUUCAUCUUCCACGGCCAACGGCGAAACUUCUCAACCAAACGAAAAUGCUCAAGUCUCACCGAACCGUCCACGUGAGUCUCCGCGCGUGAGCAUCAUCUACGGGAGAUUUGCGCGGCGUAUCAACGGUCAUUCCGCCAUUGCUAGGGAUGAUAACUGCUCUUGCUUAGCCGUUACCUUCUGCUUUUGGUUCUUCGUUGCGGUGAUAAUGGUAAUGGGGGUUUAUGGGUCGAUGAGUGUGGUUCUAGGUCCAUGUUCUUCACUCAUCUUGCAACCUAACCCUAUGUUUGUGCAAUAUGUGAAGGUAGAAAACUUAAAGGCAAAUCCAGGACUCAUUCUUUAUGGUACACAUCAAGAUCCACCUCUUGAUGUUGUUUCCACUUGGAGCGAAACCCAUAAUAUGUCUAUUCCUUAUGGCUCAGUUAAGGAAUGGAAAUAUUAUCUGAAUAGAGGGUCUGAAGUAAAUAUUUCGUAUAGCUUGAGCUCUGAGAACUCCUCUCUUUAUCUUGUAAUUGCAGAAGGAGCUCAAAGCCUCUCACUAUGGCUGCAGGACCUAACAUAUCCCAAUACAACUUUGUCUUGGAAUGUGAUCCGUGGAACUGGUGUGAUUACACAGAAAAUAUUCAGGUCAUCCAGCUAUUACGUGGCAUUGGGUAAUUUGGAAGAGGAGGUGAAGGUUGAAUUAAACCUCACUGUAAGGGCCUUCUUGCAUAAUACAACAAAAGCUUACUACAAAUGUGCCUUGACUGGUAGUCCAUGCAGUAUGAAUAUCUUCUUUCCUCACGGAAGCACAGCUGUGUUAGUUUCUCCUGCUCCACAACAGAACACAUCCAAUGAUGAGUGGUAUGUCAAACUGACCUAUGGACCAAGAUGGCUUACAUAUAUUAUUGGCAUAGGUAUUCUGACUUUGAUUAUGUUUUGGGCCUUCAACUUCUUCAACAAGCUUCAAUGUUCACAUGAUGAUAGAGUAGGAUCUAGAUCUGAAGGAACAGGACCUGAUCGAGCCCCUUUCCUUUCUCGCAAAGAUGAUCUUUCAAGGGGUUCAUCAUAUGAUUCCUUACCAGAGGAUGAUGAGGAUCUUAACUUUGUCGCCGGAGGUUCCACUGAUGGGAAGAUAUUAGGUGAUGGUGAAACCAGUAAUAACACCCAGCGUCUUUGUGCGAUUUGUUUUGAUGCUCCACGAGACUGCUUCUUCCUUCCAUGUGGGCACUGCGUGGCUUGUUUUGCAUGUGGAUCUAGGAUAGCCGAGGCAGCAGGUAUAUGUCCUGUUUGUCGUAGGAACAUGAAGAAGGUGAGGAGAAUUUUUACUGUUUGAUCAGUGCUCCGAGUCACAGACUAAUUGAAUAGCGACCAGAACCAUAGAUUUCUUUCUCAUGUACUCGUUAUUUUCCUGCCAAUCAUUACAAUGAUCAAGCUAAUGCUACCUGCUGUGAGGGUUGUAUUGGUCAUUGCAUUGCAACAAAAUCUAAGGGGGAAAAAUGGGUGGGUGUAAUUCAAAUUGGAAUGACCUACCAUGAGAUGAAAUGUAAUCGGUGUAUGAAUUCGUCUGAAUGAAUGAAUAUUACAGUAACUGUGAAUGUUUUCCAUGAACUUGCUUUUAAAUUUCUACUAGGAAAUUAGAAAUGCCAAAAGGAUCGGUGUAAAUAUUGUGAUAGGAUGAUCAAAUACAGCAAAUAAUAAACCCCUUUGCUUGUCUUCCUGUGAA